AUGUGUUUCCUCAACGUUCUACGUCUUCACGUCAGUCAGAGCCAAAGACAGAAGCGUCUUUACAAGCAAUAUAUGGAACAAUUGGCGGGAGCGUAUGUCGAGAGAUGUCCAGAUGUGCAUUGGGACUCAAGAUAUAAUUAUAGGAACCCCAGCCCUGAAUGGAGGUACUCGUUGCCUUGUGAUGAGAGAAUUUUCGAUAAGGAAGAGUCACGAUCAUUCUGUAUGUCAGAAUUGACUGAUAGUGGACGAUGUUCGUCGGCGUGCUGCUCAGAAGUCAUCUUCAAUGGUGGACAGCAUUUUAGCGGGAAAGGCAGCGGUCAUGCUUGUCGGCGUCUAGCUUUGUGCUAUCCUGGUAACUUUGGCUUUAUGAGUAAUGGCGGUAAAAUUAACCCGUAUAAAAAUUUCAAAAUCAACAAAGCGAUCCAUCGCCACGCUUGCGGUGCCACUUGUAAUAUUAAUUAG
This is a messenger RNA of Danaus chrysippus (African queen), 462 nucleotides long. NCBI's taxonomy places the organism in Eukaryota, Metazoa, Arthropoda, Insecta, Lepidoptera, Nymphalidae. The record is from the annotation of a GenBank genome assembly.